CCGCCCUUUAGACCCGCCCCCAGCCUCGGGCCCCGCCCCUGUCACCCCCAGGGCUGGAGACGCGUCCCGGGCUUGCGCAGCGGCCCUGACGAGGGGCGCAGGCUCGAGACACCAACCCUACCUCACAUCCUGGCUUACCCUGCUGGGGCAAGGUGGGAGCCACUGACCAGACCCUGACAGCCUUCCUGGGCACCGGAGGCUUCAGCCCCCACCACGACUCGCCUUUCCUGGCUUCCUGGGCUUCUGUAGCUGUUUUCUGCAGUCUGCUGGCCUGCUGUGCCUUUGGGUCACUGUGUCCAGGGUUAUCUAGGAUGCAUGCUGCCCUUCCCAUGGCCCCAGCGGUGCCGUGAGGGGACACUUGGAUGCCCAGUACACAGGAGCUCUACCUUCACCUUGUCUCAGCCUGUACUUCUGGUGUGUGCCCUGUUCCCCUCAGGGGCCCAGAAGCCUCUCAGGGGCAGCAGGUGGAGGAGGGGAAGAGGACAGCUGCCGCCCGGCAGCUCCCUGGCUGGCUGGACUGGCGGUACCAGCCACCAUCCACUACUCAUCCCUCUCCUUGCCAGCCUCUCUGGAGGGCAGCUCCAGGCCUUAUCGGCUGGGCCGAGGAAGAAGACAGUUAUCGGGUCCUUGGCAGCUACACUUUCCUGGUCUCUGAGGGCGGCACUGGCUGCCUCCCCUGAUAAGUGUCCCGCAAGGGAGGAGAGCCCCUGACCCCUCAGAAGAGGCCCCAGCUGGCAAAGCAGUGGCUUACAUUCCUGAGGGUCAGGGCUUAGCGAGGGACCGCCCUGCCCUCUGGGUUGGAAUUCCUGUUUUGCUUAGGCCUUCUGACCCUGAGCUAGUUUCUAGUUACCUCGGUCUACAGCAUGCAGUCCCAGGAGAGUGGUGUCCGCUACAGCAGGUGGGACAACAGUAGCCGGGAUGAAGUCAGCAUGACUGCCAUGUCCAGCACAGAGGAGCCCUCAUGCUAUAGGAGGCUCUCCCAGAAGUUGUGCUCCGGCAAGUUGGGGAUCGCCAUGAAGGUGCUGGGUGGAGUGGCCCUCUUCUGGAUCAUCUUCAUCUUGGGCUACGUCACUGGCUACUAUGUGCACAAGUGCAAAUAAAUGCUGCCCCGCUCCCA
This is a messenger RNA of Myodes glareolus (Bank vole), 1117 nucleotides long. Lineage: Eukaryota; Metazoa; Chordata; Mammalia; Rodentia; Cricetidae. The record is from RefSeq and is a predicted model, not a curated record.